Molecule: messenger RNA, 819 nt
Organism: Candida albicans SC5314
Lineage: Eukaryota; Fungi; Ascomycota; Pichiomycetes; Serinales; Debaryomycetaceae
Gene: MMS21
Product: SUMO ligase
Exons: 1
Coding region: 1-819 (272 amino acids)
Biological process (GO): protein sumoylation; double-strand break repair via homologous recombination
Cellular component (GO): Smc5-Smc6 complex; nucleus
Molecular function (GO): SUMO ligase activity; zinc ion binding
Source: RefSeq, a predicted model, not a curated record
AUGUCUCAAACUCUAGAUGAUGCUCCAGAUGAGGUAUUACCAUCUAAUUUAUCGCUACCUGCUUCGAUUCCUUUAAAAAGAGAAUUGCUUCGAGAAUAUGAAGAUCAAUUCAGAGAUACCACAACAGAUAGUCUUUUCCGGGAUCAGAUAUUACAAACAAAGCAAAUGGCAGAAUAUUAUAUUGAUUAUAUUCUAGAAAAUGAUCAUUUAAAUUUCUCAGAAAAAAUAUUGCAACAAUACUUGAAUGCUUUUGAAAAUUUUAUGAAGUUAGAAGGAAAAUUGAACAAACUAAAACAAGUUCGUAAUCUACCAACCAUUGAAGGCUAUUCAUCAAAUUUAACAUCUUUGACAUUGGAUAAUCUUGACAAUCAGCAUACUCUUAACCAAGUUUAUUUUCCUGAAGCCAUUAAAGAAGAAUAUGCAAAGUUGGGAGUUCCAACCAUUUCUGAUUCAACAAUAACGAAACAAGGGUAUCAAUUUUUGAAACAGGUUUUGUUUCUGUUUAAAAACCCUGAAGAUGCUAUACCCGAUGAAACAGAAGACGACGAAUUGAAUGUUUCAGGAGGUAAAAUUUCUCUUAAGGAUCCACUUACCUUGAAUUAUUUUGUGAAACCUGUAAAAUCCAAACGAUGCAAUCAUGUUUAUGAAGAACUGAGUAUUCUUCUUCAUUUGAAUACUCAAAGAGUAUGUCCUAUUUCUGGAUGCAGUGCAGUAUUAACAAGAAAUGACUUGAUACUUGACAAAUUGAUGCUUAUACGAAUCCGAUCAGUGAAUAGAGUGGAAAGACACGACGAUGGAAAUAUGGAGACUGUUGUUUGA